Molecule: messenger RNA, 1855 nt
Organism: Bactrocera tryoni
Lineage: Eukaryota; Metazoa; Arthropoda; Insecta; Diptera; Tephritidae
Product: apoptosis-inducing factor 3-like
Exons: 2
Coding region: 30-1667 (545 amino acids)
Cellular component (GO): cytoplasm
Molecular function (GO): oxidoreductase activity, acting on NAD(P)H; 2 iron, 2 sulfur cluster binding; flavin adenine dinucleotide binding
Source: RefSeq, a predicted model, not a curated record
UCGGAAAAUAUUUUAUUUUAGGCAGAAUAAUGUCUGAAUUUACUGAUUUAGUUUCAAUUUGUAAUGAAACGGAUAUUAAUAAUGACGAAGUCAAAGAGUAUAAUUUUGACGAAAACAACAAGCUGUUGUUAAUACGUCAAAACGAUCGAAUCUGGGCCAUCGGAGCAACGUGUCCACAUCAAGGUGCGCCUUUGGUUAGAGGCAUAUUAGGACAUGGACGCAUUCGUUGCCCACGUCAUGGUUCUUGUUACAAUAUUAGGACUGGCGAUAUAGAGGAUUUUCCGGGUUUGGAUUCAUUACCAACGUAUCCGGUUGAAAUAGCUACAAACGGAGUGGUUCAAGUGCGUGCGAGAAUCAAGGAUCUUAAUAAGAUACGGCGCACAAAGGAAAUGGUAGAAUACAUUAAGUCUGACGAACGUAUAUUUUUGUUAGUAGGCGGUGGAGUUUCAACGGCUACAUGUGCUGAAACAUUACGUCAAGAGGGCUACACAGGACGCAUAAUAAUAUUGUGUCGUGAGGACUAUUUACCUUACGAUCGUGCACCACUCUCAAAAGCAUGGCAAGGAGAUAUAACGGAAUUAUAUUUCCGCGAUAGCGAUUUUUAUGAGGGCAAUAAUAUUGAGGUAAUAUUGGGAGUGGAGGCAAUUAAAUUGGACACAGCCAUGAGAACGGUUAGCUGUUCCAAUGAUCAACUAAUUACGUACGAUAAACUUUUCAUUGCGACUGGUUCAAAGCCAACUAGAUUGCCUGUCAACGGUAAUGAUUUAAGAAAUGUAUUUUACAUACACGAUUAUAGAGAUCUCCAAACAAUAAUGCAUGUGUUAAAAUCAAAAACGAAUUUAGUAUGUGUAGGAGGGGGUUUCAUUAAUUUGGAAUUUGUUUCCUCUAUAGUUACCAAAGUAAAAUCGAUUGUGCUGGUUAGCAAUGAGAAAUAUCCUCUAGAGAGCACUGUCGGCAGUGAUGUCGGUGAGCGUUUAUUGCAAUUAUACCGCGAAAAGGGUGUACAAAUGAAAAUGGAAAGUAGAAUUAAAGAAAUAUUAAGCGAGGAUGGAGUUAGAAUCUCUGAAAUCAGAACAAGCGAUGGUUAUAAGUAUCCGUGCGAUGUAUUAAUCAUUGCUGUGGGUGUAGUGGCUAAUACUGCAUGGCUAAUCGACUCGAGCUUGCCCAUAAAUGCUGAUGGCACAAUUGAUACGGACAUGCAUUUAAUGACGCUGGUGCCCAACAUCUAUGUGGGCGGUGAUAUUGCCAAUGCACCACUCUUCUCGAAUGCCAAUCAAAGACAAAAUGUUAAACAUUUACAAGUAGCACAAUAUCAUGGUUAUGUGGCUGCUAUAAAUAUGGCUGGUACUAUAAAAGACCUACGGGCAGUGCCUUUUUUCAACAUACACCUCUUUGGUGCAACGUUUUCGCAUGCUGGUGUUGGUAGUAUAAGUGAAACUUCCAUAUACGGUGAUUUAAAACGUUUAAAAUAUCUGGCAUAUUUGUUCGAUCGCGAUGGCAACGUCACAUGUGUUAACACUUGCGGUUACGAUGCUACGGUGGUUAACUUUUGUGAAUUGCUGUCACAAGGUAAACGACUGCAUCGUUCUGACGUAGUAGACAAGUCCAAUCCGCAUCAAUGGAUGGAACAUUUGCUCGAUACGCGACGUACACGUUGUGGCUGUUAAAAUUUUAACUUGUUGCUCAUAUUUAACGCUUUAACCAAUUGUUCUUCAUUCGCAUUCAGUCGUUUUGGUUUUUUGCUGCUAUCCAUACGGCUGUGUAAAACAUGCAAUCAAUAAACAGAAUUCAUUAUUUAAACAAAUAUUGUACUCAUAUGUAUUUAAUUUGCUAAAAUACUGUAAUAAUUAUGAAA